AGCGACUUUUCUGCAUUCUUUUCUUCCAUUCUUUUAUCCAGGCAUCCCCAUUGUCAUAGCACAUAUCAUGCCUCCCAAAAUAGACCCAACAGACGUUCCACCCAUCUUCGCCCUUCGACAGGCCCUCAACUACAGUGAUGCGGAAUCGUCAGAAUGCCGGGCUUUUGACAAAGAGCUAGAGACUCAUCGGAAAGAAUUUACCGCUGCCAGUGGUCUGGUUGGCAAUGAUCUUCAUCAAUGGAAGACGCAUCAGGCCGAUCUAGGGGAGAUGAGCCGCGCCUUUCUUGAACGGAGUGGAAACGGACAACGUUUCUGGCCAAGUGACAAGAGAUCACCUCACUACAAUGGACUGAGAUACUCUUCUAACCACGCAAAGAUCAAACGGAUAUUGAAGCAACUAUUCUGGAGAAUGAACCUCCAAGAUCUCGACGGCACUGGAUACACGAAGGAAGAGCCUGGUGAGAGAAAUUCCAACAACCAAAGUGGCAUGACCCCUGGUGACGCUAUUGAUUUAGACCUCAUUGUAGAGGGGUCAUCAACUUUGCCUCUCUCUGAGCUACGAGGCUCUGCAAGGUCUGCAACAAUUCCAAGCCUGCCAAUCCAACCCAGCCCUUCCGAUGCCAACAUCGUCGACUCCCCAAUUCUUGGUUCACAGCAACACCCUAGCUUUAUGCAAGAGCUUGAUAAAGACCCGUAUCAGUUACCUGAAAGCCCAAAAUCAGGCAUUCCAAUUCCACGAAAACGACCGAUAUCCGCAACCACGAGAGCAGCCGCAGUGGGCAAAGCACGUCGAUCCGUCUCCUAUUCCGAGGAUGAACCGCGAGCCAAACGCGCCAGAAAAAGGUACUUCACCUCUACGAGAACACUCUCUGCGUCAAGAGAGCACGAUGAGAGCCAUGCAGAAGUGCUUGGUCACAAAAUGUCGCCCCGGCGCAGGAAACCUCGCCACAAUCCAGAUAUGGCAACUCCUGAACAACUGGCGGCGGUAUUUGAAUCGCCCGAGCACUUUUCAAGUCCUGCUGUUUCCGGUGACAUUGAAGCAGCCGGCCCCGCUGCAGAACCCUUGUCCAAUGAACCCCUUCGAUCAUCGGUUGAAGACCCUUUCGAGGAUGAGUUCAUGAAUACCUACAUUAGCCGUAUAACCAAGGAGCUGAACGGCGAAUUAGGAUUGCAUACAACCGGAAUAGUCCCACAGUCGACGGGUACUAACACCGCGCCACUCGCACAAAUGGUACCGGAAAAUUCAGCCCUUACACCCUCCUUCUCGGCUAAAACCUCCUCCAUACUACCAUCGCCCGCUCCUGCAUCACCCACCGUUUCCAAAGACUGGGAGAGGAAAGACAGUACGUUACACGUAGACAAGAUGCCUGCCAUGGCUCCACCCGCUACAAAGCCACGAGUUGAGUUUGUGUAUCGUGUAAUCACCCGGCAGCCAGCAUACCGAGGUGACCCUUGGGUCCCCGCAGGGAGCUUCCGGAACAAGACGAUUUCCGAGCUGGAAACCGAGAUUCCGAUCCGGGUCGGUGCUGCCGAUCUGAUAGGGCUGCGGUUCGUGUUGCUACAUGUGGGCUCCGAGACGCGAGCGGAACAGAUCAUUCCCCGCGGGCACGAGCAAAGAUUCACGGCUGCGAAGCGGUACUUUGAUCGCGUAAUCCGCAGCUGCAUUGCGAGAACAGGGAAUGGGAAUCAGGCAUUGAUUGAGUUUGAGAUUGAGGCGCUGACCGACGAGAAACCCGUCAUCGUUGACGCUUUCGAAGAGGCCUUCGACUGGUGAUGUUUGAAUAGUUCUGUUUUCUGUCAAUUGAGAUGUCUUGUGUCACUUGUUCCCGCGAAGAUCCGAGCCAGUAAAUUGAGCUUCAC
Colletotrichum destructivum is the source of this 1860-nucleotide messenger RNA. RefSeq lists its product as uncharacterized. The coding region runs from base 68 to 1774 and encodes 568 amino acids. NCBI's taxonomy places the organism in Eukaryota, Fungi, Ascomycota, Sordariomycetes, Glomerellales, Glomerellaceae. The transcript has 4 exons. The record is from RefSeq and is a predicted model, not a curated record.